This is a messenger RNA of Branchiostoma belcheri (Belcher's lancelet), 1885 nucleotides long. RefSeq names its product gastrula zinc finger protein XlCGF57.1-like. Gene Ontology annotation, cellular component: nucleus. Gene Ontology annotation, molecular function: DNA-binding transcription activator activity, RNA polymerase II-specific; RNA polymerase II cis-regulatory region sequence-specific DNA binding. Gene Ontology annotation, biological process: regulation of transcription by RNA polymerase II. The record is from RefSeq and is a predicted model, not a curated record. The annotation marks the transcript as partial. Lineage: Eukaryota; Metazoa; Chordata; Leptocardii; Amphioxiformes; Branchiostomatidae. The transcript is spliced from 6 exons.
CUUCCUGUCCCGCAGGGACGCGGCAUCUUGAGCAGUUUUCCGUUUUUGGAGGAGUUUUGCAGUGAUUCAACAGGCGACUCGGCCCGGACUGUGUAUCAACUAACUUCCAGAGGUUGAUCCAGCUCUCGUAGACAUGGCAACAACAGGCAGCAUGGAAGGUUUGGAUGACGUUAUGAGAGGAUUAGCAGGGGGUUCUGCCAACACCGUUUCCUCCUCGCAAGGAGGAUCAGCAGGGGAAAGCUGUGAGGAGUCUGGAACCGGGAGGCAGGACAAAGGUGUGAAAGUGUUCAGAUGUGAGGAGUGUGCCAAGCAGUUCAGGUAUCUUAGUGAUCUGAAGAUUCACAUGCGUACUCACACUGGUGAGAAACCCUACAGGUGUGAGGAGUGCGGUAGGCAGUUCAGUCGGCUGGGUGAUGUGAAGAGACACAUUCAGACCCACACAGGUGAGAAACCCUACAGGUGUGAGGAGUGCAGCAGGCAGUUCAGUCGGCUGGGUCAUCUGAAGACUCACAUGCGGACUCACACAGGGGAGAAACCCUACAGGUGUGAGGAGUGUGGCGGCCAGUUCAGUUCGCUUGGUCAUCUAAAGACCCACAUUCGGACUCACACUAGAGAGAAACCCUACAGGUGUGAGGAGUGUGGCAAGCAGUUCAGUCGGCUGGGUGAUCUGAAGACUCACAUGCGGACUCACACUGGAGAGAAACCCUACAGGUGUGAGGAUUGUGGCAGGCAGUUCAGUCAGCUGUGUAAUCUGAACACUCACAUGCGGACUCACACAGGAGAAAAACCGUACAGUUGUGAGGAGUGCGGCAGGCAGUUCAGUAAACUGAGUGAUAUGAAGAAGCACAUCCGAACUCACACCGGAGAGAAACCCUACAAGUGUGAGGAGUGCGGCAGGCAGUUCAGUCAGCAAGGUAGUCUGAAGAGACACAUGCGGACUCACACUGGGGAGAAACCCUACAUGUGUGAGGAGUGUGGCAAGCAGUUCAGUCAGCUGGGUAGUAUGAAGAUACGCAUGCGAACUCACACUGGUGAGAAACCCUACAGGUGUGAGGAAUGCAGCAGACAAUUUAUUGAGCUCGGAAAUCUAAAGAAACACAUGCAGACCCACACAGGGGACAAACCCUACAGAUGUGAGGAGUGCGGCAAGCAGUUCAGUCAGUUGUGUAAUCUCAAGACUCACCUGCGGACUCACACAGGUGAGAAACCCUACAGGUGUAAGAAGUGCAACAGGCAGUUCAGUCAGCUGUGUGACCUAAAGAUCCACACGCGGACUCAUACUGGGGAAAAACCCUACAAGUGUGAGGAAUGCAACAGGCAGUUCAGUCGACUGGGUAGUCUGAAGAUUCACAUGCGGACUCACACAGGUGAGAAACCCUACAGGUGUGAGGAGUGCAGCAGGCAGUUCAGUCACCUGGGUCAUCUGAAGAGACACAUGCGGACUCACACAGGUGAGAAACCCUACAUGUGUGAGAAAUGCAACAGGCAGUUCAGUCAGCUGGAUAGUUUAAAGAUUCACAUACGGACUCACACAGGUGAGAAACCUUACAGAUGUGAUGUGUGCAGCAGGCAGUUCAGAGAGUUUGGUCAUCUCAAGGCUCACAUGCGGACUCACACAGGUGAGAAACCUUACAGGUGUGAGGAGUGCAGCAGGCAGUUCAGUCAGCUGGAUCAUUUGAAGACACACAUGCGGACUCACACAGGUGAGAAACCUUACAGGUGUGAGGAAUGCAGCAGGCAGUUUCGUGUCUUGGGUAGUCUUAAGAGACACAUGCGGACUCACACAGGUGAGAAACCCUUCAAGUGUGAGGAGUGCAGCAAGCAGUUCAGAGAGUUUGGUCAUCUCAAGGCACACAUGCGGACUCACACAGGUGAGAAACCCUAC